This is a messenger RNA of Brassica oleracea var. oleracea, 633 nucleotides long. RefSeq names its product gibberellin 3-beta-dioxygenase 2-like. The transcript has 4 exons. Gene Ontology annotation, biological process: gibberellin biosynthetic process; response to light stimulus. NCBI's taxonomy places the organism in Eukaryota, Viridiplantae, Streptophyta, Magnoliopsida, Brassicales, Brassicaceae. The record is from RefSeq and is a predicted model, not a curated record. Bases 1 to 633 code for a protein of 210 amino acids. Gene Ontology annotation, molecular function: gibberellin 3-beta-dioxygenase activity.
AUGAACGGGAUGAGGCGUAAGACAGCAGGGAAAACGAGGAAUGAGAUAAAGAACAUGUCAAAGGAAGAUAUCUCUAACGAUCCUAUGUGGCUCAAAUGUGAGAUUAGACUCAAAGGAAAAGGAAUCGCAAGAAAGGAACAAAUACUUAAGCUGCUAGAAGAGGAAAAUGCUCUUAUGAGAAAAUUUGAACCUGUGUUUCAAUCUUAUGUUCUGAAAUUUGUACUUGGGUACAAUCGGUUUCUACAAUCUACUCUCAUGACCAUACUGUACCAGAACAACACCGCUGGCCUACAGGUUUUCAGGGAUGACGUGGGCUGGAUCACCGUGCCACCUGUCCCUGGCUCACUAGUGGUGAACGUGGGCGACUUACUGCACAUAUUGACGAACGGAAUAUUCCGGAGCGUUCUUCACCGAGCUAGGGUUAACCACCUCCGAUCUCGCUUCUCCAUGGCUUACCUGUGGGGUCCACCUUCUGAUCAAAUGAUCUCUCCGCUUCCCAAACUGGUUAAUCCUCUGCAGUCUCCUCUUUACCCAUCUCUCACUUGGAAACAGUACCUUGCAACCAAAGCUAUCCAUUUUAAUCAGUCUCUUUCCUUUAUUAGAAACUGUCUGUCUUUAGACCAAAUCUCUUGA